Molecule: messenger RNA, 1308 nt
Organism: Brienomyrus brachyistius
Lineage: Eukaryota; Metazoa; Chordata; Actinopteri; Osteoglossiformes; Mormyridae
Product: C-C motif chemokine 5-like
Exons: 3
Coding region: 159-458 (99 amino acids)
Biological process (GO): G protein-coupled receptor signaling pathway; positive regulation of GTPase activity; neutrophil chemotaxis
Cellular component (GO): extracellular region
Molecular function (GO): chemokine activity; CCR chemokine receptor binding
Source: RefSeq, a predicted model, not a curated record
UUUUUGCAGGGGGGGAAAUCCGCGCACAGUUCAGGAGGGAAGAGCGAGCGACGGGCGGUCCGCUCACUCUCUCUGGGGCUAAUGAGAGUUGCCCAUCGGCAUAAAGCGCAUAUAUCCGCCUCUGGUCACCAGAAAGUGCAUAUACCGUCCCGGGAACGAUGCGGCGGAUUACUGCGGUCGCCGUCCUGCUCCUCGCCUCGGCAGCGUGCCCCGCCUGUGCAUCACCCGGACCGACAGUAUCAUGCUGCCUGUCCGUGUCUAACACGCCGAUACACCGGCACAGGAUCGCAGGAUACACCGUGCAGGAGGCAGGACUGUGCCCGGUGAGGGCUGUCGUGUUCCAGACCCGACACGGGAAGAUCGUGUGUGCGGAUCCCGAUCGAAAGUGGGUAAGACGGGCGAUACGGAGGAUGGAUGAGGAGCGGGAGAAGGCAGGAGCGACGGCUGGGACGUACUGAUGAAGAACGAAGGAGAGAGGAAGAGGAGGGGGGAGACAUCGGGGGAAAAGGAGCUGAGUUGGAAGAGGAGAGGAGGAAGCGGCGCUUUGUCUUUGGUGUGAUGAGAAGGUCCUGGCCAUGACUCCAUGCUGCGCUUGUCCUCCUCAGCAGGGCUGCACGCGAUUCUCCCGGGAGAAUCCGGCGUCUUUCUCUGUCAAACAGCCUGCUGGCAGGUUAGGGAAACACUCGCCUGAAAACUGCAUUUUCCAACUGGCGACGUUAAAUCAGCUAAUGCUAACUGGCAAAGAAAGCCCAGGGCACAAUGGCAACUUUGCAUUUUUUAGUGAUAUAUUUCUCUAUGCAUGCAUGCAUCUAUCCACUUUAUGUGUCCACUUGUCAAACAAUUGGGGCUGUAGCCUUACGUACCAGAACUGAGGUACAGGGUUGCCAACUUUGGCCAGCUGACUGGAGUGAGAUUUUCAAUUAGAGACAAGUGUGCACACGCAUUUACAUGUACGUAGCAGUUUCAUUACCUUGGAGUGUGUGGCUUAGUGGACUAAGCCUCUGUGUGUCAAGGUCAACACCUGUUUUGUCUCAGUCUUGCGUCUUCUCCCCGUUUGGCCAGCAGGUGUCGCCAUCCUGUCUUUCCCGUUGUCCUAGUUUUGUGAUUCUAUGAAAUUGAUGUUGUUGGAUGUCAGUGAAGUUUGGAUGUUCUGUUAUUUGUAACCCCGCCUGCCCUCCCUUUAUGGCCUGACCCUUUUUGUAAAUUAGUCUUUGCUUAUCCCUUUUAGUUCUGACCCCUCGAGGUCUGUUUUUGUUUGUAGUGUUUACAGUUUUGUCUCCAAUAAACCUUUGUUGUCUUGUGAAGCCA